CGGGGAUCAUACGUGUCUUGACCAAUCACAUUACAGAAACGAUCACUAAACAGAGAAGUUAAAAACGCUCUGUCUUCGUCUUCUUCUACUUCUUCAAAAUUUUGUAACGGAGACGGGAUCGAGCGAUAAGUCCCCGGUGAAAAAAAUUAUAAUAAGGAUUUGAUUAAUCGUAGCAGGGGGAAAGGAGAUUAAAGAUGCAUACUUUUGGAUACAGAGCUAAUGCUCUGCUCACGUUCGCAAUCACGGCGCUUGCCUUCAUCUGCGCAAUCGCGUCUUUCUCUGACAAAUUCAGCAACCAAAACCCCUCUGCUGAGAUCCAGAUACUUAAUAUCAAUCGGUUUAAGAAGCAAUCUCAUGGAAACGAUGAGGUCAGCUUGACAUUGGACAUAUCAGCAGACUUGCAGUCACUAUUUACUUGGAACACCAAACAGGUUUUCGUUUUCGUAGCAGCAGAGUAUGAAACCCCGAAGAAUUCCCUGAAUCAGGUUUCUCUAUGGGAUGCCAUAAUCCCUGCCAAGGAAGAUGCCAAAUUCCGAAUUCAAGUCUCAAACAAGUACCGUUUCAUCGAUCAGGGACAAAAUCUUCGUGGAAAAGAAUUCAACUUGACACUACACUGGCAUGUGAUGCCCAAGACUGGCAAGAUGUUUGCUGACAAAAUAGUCAUGCCUGGUUACAGUUUACCAGAUGCAUACAGAUGAUGAAGAUUGAAUGAAUACAUCAAACAUCGUCCAAGAGUUUUUGAAUUUCAGUUUUUCUGAAAAGUUUCAGACUUUUCUUAUUUGAAGGAAAAACUAAUUUAAAAGUACUAAUGGUCUUAGCAGUAAACACAGAUAUUCUUUCAAGUGA
Messenger RNA from Camelina sativa (false flax), 846 nucleotides. Its product is annotated as signal peptidase complex subunit 3A. The record is from RefSeq and is a predicted model, not a curated record. Gene Ontology annotation, cellular component: membrane; signal peptidase complex. Gene Ontology annotation, biological process: protein targeting to ER. Lineage: Eukaryota; Viridiplantae; Streptophyta; Magnoliopsida; Brassicales; Brassicaceae.